AGGAACUUCAAACUCACGGAAUAAAAAGAAAACAGAAAAAGCAACAGUCUUUCACAAGCGCCGGCGCGUUCAAUAUCAAUCGCGCGUCAAAACCCAUUCUUCUUCUUUCUUCCGCUUUCACGCUCUCCUCCCCGUGAUCUCUCAACCCUCCCUUCAGUCCCUCUCUGCCAUCUCUACCGCCGCCUGACGAUGUCUUGCGGCCCCAAUUCCAGACCCAUCUGCACGCUCCUUUCAGAUCACAAACACGAUUCAGUUUUCAAGGAUUUUGCUUCACCGAAUACGAAAUUAAAAUUUGAGGAGAAUGAUUUAGGAGACAACUCUCACCAUCUUCCAGAUUCAAUAUCUUGUGAUGAUCCUAAAGUUGCCCAGAAUGAUUUAGGAGACAACAGUUUGAAACCCGAUGUGCUUCUCUUUUCUGAAGAAGAAGCAAGAAAACAGUUCCAAACCUUUUGCGAGGAGAAUGAAGUAGAAUACAUUGAUGAAGAAGUUGAACGCUACAGGUUCAGUAACUUCAAGAAAAGGCUUGAAUUUAUCGCCCACCUACAGAAACAGAACAAAGGCAAACCAGUUGCCCAUAAUGAUUUAGGAGACAUCAGUUUGAGUCCCGAUGUGCUUCUCUUUUCUGAUGAGGACGCCAGACAACAUUUUGCACGCUGGUGCCACCGAUAUGGACCAAUGUACGCUGACGAACAAGAGGAACAAUACAGGUUCAGUGUCUUCAAGAAAGAGCUUGAAUGGGUCACCCACCAACAGAACCUUGGUGUGGCAUGUUCCAUCAACGAUUACUCUGAUCUAACCCAUGAGGAAAAGAUUUCUUUACUUUUCUGUCGGAAUUGUGAUUAUGAAUCCGACAACGAACAAGACCACACUCAAGAGCCUCACGCUGAAAAAGAAAAAGGCUAUCUUAGUGAGGACGCAUCGGAGGAUGAUGCCUUCGACUGAAUCCCACAUGCUGAUCAAACCUCAGGAUCAAACCGAUCACCUUUUUAAGGAUUGACAUAACCUAAAAUCAAUCUUGGGAGCUUGUUUUAUCUCUUAUGUUACUGUGUUCGUAGUCUUAGCCGACUUCUCUAAGGCUUUUGUUGUUGUUAUUAUUAUUGUUGUUGUUGUUGUUGUUGUUGUUAGUUGUCUUUGUUUUCAGGAACAAGCUAAGGUAUGUUUUAAUUUAAAUUUUCAAUUUCAAGUGAUUUCCCUUGAUUCAA
Molecule: messenger RNA, 1202 nt
Organism: Lotus japonicus
Lineage: Eukaryota; Viridiplantae; Streptophyta; Magnoliopsida; Fabales; Fabaceae
Exons: 3
Coding region: 190-942 (250 amino acids)
Source: RefSeq, a predicted model, not a curated record